AUGUUCGACCCCAAGAGGACCGGAUUUAUAAAAAGAGAGGAUCUUUGUACAAGCCUCAACUGUUGGCCAAAUCAGUAAGUGUAGAAUGCCUUAUUUGUUCGCGUAUAGAAGCCUAGGUUUGAGGUUAAAGCUAACAUCCCCCUAGUGAGCAUUUUGUCGUAAUUGAGCAUGAUAAAGUAAGUUGAAUUAUUAGCAAAAAACAGGUUGAGCAUCUGUCCAUCCUCGUUUUUCCUAUGCGUAUGAAUUGCAGAACGCCUUACUCGUAAGCUGCCAAACAAAUUCAAGGAGAGCUUGCUCGUUUUUCGAAAUGGUGUGAUAGUCACUCCCACUAAAAGUAUUUUUAAGCUAUCGACCUGAGAAACUGAGCCUUAAUCUGUCGUUUUUUUAGACCCGCCAUUCUUCGCGAUGUGGAAAUUUUGACAACAGACAUGUCCGCGAAAAAACGAGAAUCCGUUCUUCUUUUGGUACUCGAAGGUGUGAAUAAGAGAAAAUCGAAGCAAGUACGUUUUAUUUAUUUCCAUUAUUAUUCGCCUUCUUUGUCAAAGCAGUAUUAGUUGACCGCAACAUGUACAUAUUUUGAAAAAAAGCCCUUAGAUAGACAAAUUUUGCAUGCAUUCAACGCAGAUGUAAUUUCUUUGGAUAACAGACAGCAACCAUAAAACAGUGCAGUGAAAAUGCAAACUGAUAAUUCGUAGACCUAUUAUUGGCGAUAAAAACGCCGUUUUUAUGACCGUUUAGUCACAGUUACGUAACUAACUUGUUGCUACUUGUUCUCUACAAAACUUACAGGAUAAACUUCAGGAAAUCAAAGCGCGCAUUGAACGGGUGUACGGCCCUGGUUGGAACGUCUUCAUGGCUGACGGUCGCUACUGGUCCGUCUGCUCACACAAGCCUGGCACGAACUUAGUCUUUGUGCACAGGGGCAUAGUGUACGGUGUUCAUCAGACUCCCGCUCCCGACGAUGCCGAACGGGAUAACUGCAGCGUGGCACACUAG
Molecule: messenger RNA, 996 nt
Organism: Spirometra erinaceieuropaei
Lineage: Eukaryota; Metazoa; Platyhelminthes; Cestoda; Diphyllobothriidea; Diphyllobothriidae
Source: the annotation of a GenBank genome assembly